Pteronotus mesoamericanus is the source of this 1074-nucleotide messenger RNA. Its product is annotated as terminal nucleotidyltransferase 5B-like. Gene Ontology annotation, molecular function: poly(A) RNA polymerase activity; RNA binding. The record is from RefSeq and is a predicted model, not a curated record. Lineage: Eukaryota; Metazoa; Chordata; Mammalia; Chiroptera; Mormoopidae. Gene Ontology annotation, biological process: mRNA stabilization.
AUGGCAAUGGCAAUGAGAAUGGGAGGGGGGACGUGGGGAACAGUUGCAGAGCUUAAACGAGUAAUUGCAAAACAGGACACACUGCAGAGUGAAACCAAGGUAGGUGCGGGCAGGUGGGGGCACUCACAGUGCUGCACCCCGAGUGCAGCCACUUGCCAGAAUGUCCUGGACCUAGUGUUGCGCAUGGACCUGCGCAGCGAGGCCUCCUUCUAGCUAACCAAGGAGGUCGUGCUGGCCUGCCUGCUGGACUUCCGGCCCUCUGGUGUGGGCCGGGCCAAGAUCACGCCACUCACGCUCAAGGAGGCAUACAUGCAGAAGCUGGUGAAGUGCACAGACGCGGACCGCUGGAGCCUCAUCUCACUGUCCAACAACAGUGGCGAGAACGUGGAGCUCAAAUUUGUGGACUCAGUCAGGCGCCGGUUCGAGUUCAGCAUAGACUCCUUCCAGAUCAUCCUGGACUCCCUGCUGCUCUUUGGCCAGUGCUCAUCCACGCCCACGUCUGACACCUUCCAUCCAACUGUGACAGGUGAGAGCCUGUACGGGGACUUCAAUGAAGCCCUGGAGCACCUGCGGCACAGAGUCAUCGCCACACUCAACCCCGAAGAGAUCCGUGGCAGUGGCCUCCUCAAGCACUGCCACCUCCUGAUACGUGGCUUCCGACCACAGCCCAGCACUGAUGUGUGUGCCCUGCAAUGCUACAUGUGCUUCCGCUUCUUCAUCAACUUCCCAGACCUGGUGGAGCAGCCGUGCAUGCUGGAGCGCUACCUGGAGGCCCACUUCAGCGGGGCUGACUCAGCUCGCUGCUACGCCUGCCUGGUGACAUUGCACCAGGUGGUCAAUGAGAGCACUGUGUGCUUCAUGAACCAUGAGCGCUGCGGGACGCUGGACCUCAUUGCCACCAUGGGGCUCCGGGCGCUGGCUGAGCAGGGCCCGGCUGCUCCUGCUGCCCUGGCCUGGCGCCCGCCAGGCCCCGAUGGGGCUGUGCCUGCUACUAUCAACUACUAUGUGACCCCUGUGCAGCCUCUGCUGGCCCGGGCCCACUCCUGCUCUCCCACCUGGCUGCCAUGUAACUGA